CAUCUAAAUACAUUUAUGAUUAAGAUGUUGAGCAUGAAAGCGCAGGUGGAUGUGGUCUGCUGUAAAUCAGUAGGAACUGAUCUCUCCAUGCUGGAUAUUGAGGAUUUCAUCACAGAAAUCUGUCAGCUGAAGAAAGAGGUGGCUUCACUGGAGACAAAGCUGAGAGAAAGAGGAGACAAACUGAACAGAGAGGAUGUGGAGCAGGUUUCAGUGCGUGUGACUGAUGGGACAGAAGCUCAGGAUUCAGUCUGGAGCGUCAGAGAUCAGAGAUCCAGAGACACACAGGACUCAGAGCUCAGCCUCACUUUACUCUGUUAUACUGACGCUCAGGAUCAUGAAUCCACUGAUCAAACCUCUGACUGUAACGCUGGAGAACAGCAGAUGCUGCAGACGCCGCUGAAGAUGUGCUCCGUCAAACUGGUGGACUGCAGGAACCUGAUCGAGAGCAGAGGAGAAGAAACCACCGCAGAGAAAGAACAACAACACACUGAUGAGGAAGAGCAGGAGGAGGAUGAGAAUGAGCAUGAUGAUGAUGAAGAAGAUUUCAUUCCUCCAGAUGUCAAUGGUGGCUCAUCUUCUGAUGGAGAUGAAGAAACAGUCUCAACUUCAAAAGAGCAACUGAAGAGUUUCUCCUGCAGCACGUGUGGAAAAACAUUCAGCAAACAGGGUAAUUUAACGAGACACAAGAUAAUACACACAAAACCGAAACAGAAACAGAAAGACUUCACCUGUAGGAGAUGCAAAAUCAGCCUUCCUACCGCAGAAGAGAGGAGACUUCAUUCAAAAGAGCACAACGUGAAGAAGGAGUUUCACUGUGAACAGUGCGGGAAGGUUUUUUUCAUUCAUUCUGUUCUAAAAGUUCACUUGAAGACUCACGGUGAAAAGUCUUUCCACUGCAGUGAAUGUGACAAGUAUUUCAGCACCAAAGGAAAUCUUGAUGUUCAUAAGCGAAUCCACACGGGAGAAAGACCACACAAGUGUCCUCACUGUGAGAAGACCUACAACCAGGGAUCUCAUCUGACGAAACAUAUGCGCGUUCACACCAAUGAGAGACCGUAUCAGUGCAGUGAAUGUGGGAAAACUUUUACAGACACAAGCUGUCUAAAGUCACACCAAAAUAUACACUCUGAUGAGAAACCGUUUCAGUGCAAACACUGCGACAAACGAUUCCGUCAGAUUUCUCAUCUGAAUCGUCACGAGAGGAUUCACACCGGAGAGAAACCAUAUCUGUGCUCCGACUGCGGGAAGAGCUUUUCUAAUCAAACUCAUUUUAAGGAACAUCAGAGAGUCCACACUGGAGAAAAACCGUAUCACUGCAGUGUUUGUGAGAAGAAGUUCAGUAAGUAUGCUACUUUACAGAGGCACACAUUGACUCAUACUGGAGAAAGACCGUUCAAAUGCUCACAGUGUGACAAGACGUUUGCUCGAUCAGGUGUCCUGAAGGUCCAUCAGCGAGUUCAUACAGGAGAGAAACCUUACUCCUGCUCCAUCUGCGGCGAGAGAUUCGCUUAUUUAGGUAGUUUUCAGACCCACCAGAACAAACACACUAAAGAACAAACUGCUCCAGAAUCAUCUGAGGCGUAUUUGGGAGCUUGCUCCAAUGACUCCAAGACCAUUAUGCAGAGCCUCCCCAGGAUUACGAAAUCAACAAUGUCACCAAAAAAGUGUGUUUUUGGUUGCAAGGGAAAGAUAAGCUUGUACAGCUUCCCGAAGAACCCAGCAUUAAGGCAACAGUGGAUGCAGUUUGUUUUCCCGGGGCAGCAGCGGAGUUGCACGCAUGUGUUUGUUUGUUCCCGUCAUUUCAGUGAUGAAUGCUUUUUAAACAAGACCCAGUUUGACGCUGGGUUUGCAGAUCGUUUGAAAAUGAAAGAUGCAGCGAUCCCAGAAAUAAAAGAUCCGGGUCAUGAGUCGAAACCGCAGGCGAUGUUGAGCAUGAAAGCGCAGGUGGAUGUGGUCUGCUGUAAAUCAGUAGGAACUGAUCUGUCCAUGCUGGAUAUUGAGGAUUUCAUCACAGAAAUCUGUCAGCUGAAGAAAGAGGUGGCUUCACUGGAGACAAAGCUGAGAGAAAGAGGAGACAAACUGAACAGAGAGGAUGUGGAGCAGGUUUCAGUGCGUGUGACUGAUGGGACAGAAGCUCAGGAUUCAGUCUGGCGCGUCAGAGAUCAGAGAUCCAGAGACACACAGGACUCAGAGCUCAGCCUCACUUUACUCUGUUAUACUGACGCUCAGGAUCAUGAAUCCACUGAUCAAACCUCUGACUGUAACGCUGGAGAACAGCAGAUGCUGCAGACGCCGCUGAAGAUGUGCUCCGUCAAACUGGUGGACUGCAGGAACCUGAUCGAGAGCAGAGGAGAAGAAACCACCGCAGAGAAAGAACAACAACACACUGAUGAGGAAGAGCAGGAGGAUGAUGAGAAUAAUGAGGAUGAUGAUGAUGAGGAUUUCAUUCCUCCAGAUGUGAGUUGUGGUUCAUCCUCUGAUGGAGAUGAAGAAACAGUCUCGACCUCAAAAGAGCAGCUGAAGACCAAGAGUUUCUCCUGCAGCACCUGUGGAAAAACACUGAGUUCAGAGGGUCAUUUAGCGAGACACGAGAGAACACACACAGAACAGAAAGACUUCAGCUGUAAGAUAUGCAACAUCAGCUAUAAAAACGCAGAAGAGAGGAGACUUCAUUCAAAAGAGCACAGCGGGAAGAAGGAGUUUCACUGUGAACAGUGUGGGAAGGAUUUUUUCACCACUGCUCAAAUUAUGAAAGCUCAUAUAAAGACACACGACAAAAAGUCUUUCCACUGCAGUGAAUGUGACAAGUAUUUCAGCACCAAAGGAAAUCUUGUUGUUCAUAACCGAAUCCACACGGGAGAAAGACCGUACAAGUGCCCUCACUGCGGGAGAAGAUUCAUGUAUGGAUCUCAUCUGAAGACACAUGUGCGUUUGCACACCAAUGAGAGACCGUAUCAGUGCAGUGAAUGUGGGAAAACCUUUAGGCAGUUGUUUAGUCUACAUUCACACCAAAAAAUGCACUCAGGUGAGAAACCGUUUCAGUGCAAACACUGUGACAAACGAUUCCUUCACAAAUCCUACCUGAGCUAUCAUGAGAGGACCCACACUGGAGAGAAACCAUAUCUGUGCUCCUACUGCGGGAAGAGCUUUGCUAGUCCAGUUCUUUUUGGAGUUCAUCAGAGAGUCCACACUGGAGAAAAACCGUAUCACUGCAGCGUUUGUGAUAAGAGUUUUAGUAAAUACAUUACAUUACAAAACCACAAGAGGACUCAUACUGGAGAAAGACCUUUCAAAUGCUCACAGUGUGACAAGACAUUUGCUCGAUCAGACGUCCUGAAGGUCCAUCAGCGAGUUCAUACAGGAGAGAAACCUUACUCCUGCUCCAUCUGCGGCGAGAGAUUCGCUUAUUUAGGUAGUUUUCAGACCCACCAGAACAAACACACUAAAGAACAAACUGCUCCAGAAUCAUCUGAGUGACUUUCAUCAAUCAAUCAGGGAAAAAAAAACUUGCUAAUGUACAUCCAGCCGGUUGUUAUCGCAGAAUAAAGCGUGAAAGGAUGUUGUAUAAGACUUAAGGGCUUUAUUUUGCAAUAACAACCGGUGGACAUACAUUAUCCCACUUAUUACAUGACUGCUUGCCAAACAAAAAAAUAAAAUAAAUAACUU
Cyprinus carpio (common carp) is the source of this 3666-nucleotide messenger RNA. RefSeq names its product zinc finger protein 420-like. Lineage: Eukaryota; Metazoa; Chordata; Actinopteri; Cypriniformes; Cyprinidae. The coding region runs from base 16 to 3477 and encodes 1153 amino acids. Gene Ontology annotation, cellular component: nucleus. Gene Ontology annotation, biological process: central nervous system development; regulation of transcription by RNA polymerase II. The record is from RefSeq and is a predicted model, not a curated record. Gene Ontology annotation, molecular function: RNA polymerase II cis-regulatory region sequence-specific DNA binding; DNA-binding transcription factor activity, RNA polymerase II-specific. The transcript has 9 exons.